AUGGCAACCACGGAAUCGAAAACUACGGUGGCUGUCUCUGGCAGCGAGGAGGAACUAGUUGGACAGUUGGAUCAAGGACUUCGCGCUUGGACAGUCGUCUUUGGAGCAUGGUGCUGUCUGUUUUGCGCUUUUGGCUGGGUUUUCGAUAAUUAUGGCCCGAAAUGGCUACUUCUUAUUGGGACAUGUCUUCACGUCUUUGGUAUUAUGAUGACCUCCAUAUCGACGGAGUACUAUCAAUUCUUGCUAGCCCAAGGAAUCUGCAGUCCUCUUGGCGCAAGCUUUGUAUUCUCGUCCGCGCUCUCAUGUACCGCAACGUGGUUCGAGAAACGACGUGCCUUGGCCUUUGGAAUCGUUUCCAGCGGCUCGUCACUGGGUGGUGUUGUAUUCCCAACCAUGUUGUCUCGACUCUUCCCUAAGAUCGGGUUCGGAUGGUCUCUGCGUAUCUCUGGAUUCAUCAUCCUGACACUCCUGGUGAUUGCCAACCUGACUGUCCGAUCGAGAAUCAAAAAUGUCCCGCGACCAGUGAAGCUGAGUGAUUAUACGAGUCCGUUUUCGGAGGUGCCGUUUGUCUUGCUUAUGCUGGCAUCCUGCUGCGGAUUCUUCGCCAUGUUUGUGCCAAUCAGUUAUGUCGUUCUAGAGGCUCAGGAUGGGGGAGUCAACCGCGACCUAGCUGGAUACUUAUUGACUAUACUUAAUGCCGCCAGUCUCCCUGGUCGAAUUCUACCAGGUUACCUAGGGGACAAACUGGGCCGAUUCAACGUUAUGAUCGCCAUGUGCUCCCUUUCCGCCAUCGUUAUCCUAGCCCUCUGGCUUCCAGGCACCCUUCUCUCCCCAGGAAGCGUGGCAGUCUAUGUCAUCUUUAGCAUGUGCUAUGGGUUUGCAUCGGGUGCCUUCGUGGGCAUGGUACCCGCCCUGCUGGGCCAGAUCUCCCCCGACGUGACCAAGAUCGGUGUUCGCCAGGGCGUUUUAUUUACUUGCAUCAGUAUUGCAUCGCUCACGGGAAGUCCCAUUGCUGGAGCAAUCUUGAGCCGACAAAACGGCACCUACUGGGGAUUGCAGGUCUUUUCAGGUACAAUGAUGGUAGCAAGUGUAUUCUUCUUCAUUGCAGCGAGAGCGGUACUUGCAGGACUAUCUAUCACGAAAAAGGUUUAA
This is a messenger RNA of Penicillium expansum, 1152 nucleotides long. Its product is annotated as putative MFS monocarboxylate transporter (Mct). The record is from RefSeq and is a predicted model, not a curated record. The transcript is spliced from 3 exons. Gene Ontology annotation, biological process: transmembrane transport. Gene Ontology annotation, molecular function: transmembrane transporter activity. The coding region runs from base 1 to 1152 and encodes 383 amino acids. Lineage: Eukaryota; Fungi; Ascomycota; Eurotiomycetes; Eurotiales; Aspergillaceae. Gene Ontology annotation, cellular component: fungal-type vacuole membrane.